This is a messenger RNA of Maniola jurtina (meadow brown), 1322 nucleotides long. RefSeq names its product serine protease inhibitor 77Ba-like. Lineage: Eukaryota; Metazoa; Arthropoda; Insecta; Lepidoptera; Nymphalidae. Gene Ontology annotation, molecular function: serine-type endopeptidase inhibitor activity. The transcript has a single exon. Bases 26 to 1207 code for a protein of 393 amino acids. The record is from RefSeq and is a predicted model, not a curated record.
UUAUCGCGGAGUUGGGCGACGCACGAUGCGUGUGGUCAUAUUUUUACUAUUUUUCAUCUCUGCGUCGUUCGGUGAUUUAGAUUUUAAUUCUAAGACUAGAAAUUUUAGUGUCGAACUUUUCUAUCACACCCUGCAAGGUUCAGAUCGAGAUGUUGUGAUAUCACCUUAUAUCGUUUGGUCUUUGCUUAUAAGUAUGGCGUACGAAACGGCGGGAAUGACCUGGGAAGAAGUUUCGAAGGUGUUUUUACUGACGGAGGACCGAAGCGAAAUCGUGGAAGAGUUCAUGAAACUGAGAACGUCAGUGCUCGUGAACGAAGGCGCGGCUAUAAAUUUAUUAAAUUUCCUUUUUUAUGACGAACAUUUCAAAGUUUAUUCUGAUAGUAUAAGGAGAUUAGAGGAUGAUUUUCGCUUCAUAACUCAGCGUCUCUACUUCGAAGUGCCUCAGCAAGCGGCGGGGUCGGCGAUGCGCACCCUACGCUCAUACGACGUACCUCUCAGGACAUUGAUAAGAACCGAAGAUUUCGUAGAUUCGACGAUGAUCAUGUGCAAUUAUUUAUCAUUCACUGCGCGAUGGUUGAAGCCCUUUAACGUUUCGGACACGUCGCAAGAUCAAUAUAGAGAUGGCAACGAGAUGGGAAAAGCGAACAUGAUGUAUAUGAAAACUCGGCUUCGUUCCUCGAACUUUGAGUCGCUGCACGCCUCCGUCACGGAAUUGCCCUACAGGGGUGACGGUAAAUACUGCAUGCUUCUUGUGCGACCUUACAGCGGAUAUGACGUCAGACAUGUCCUCGAAAGCCUCAGAGGAGUCUCGUUGAAGGAUGUCCUCGACACGCUGCAACAGGAAGCCACCGAGCUCGGCCUGAGGGAGGUGGAGGUAAAGUUGCCGCGGUAUGCGACCAAUUCAAGGGUUAUUUUAAACAUGCCGUUGUUUAAUAUGGGACUUUCGGAUGUUUUCGACAGGAAUUUCGCUAAUUUCAACAAUUUUGCUGAAGACAAAAUAUACAUUGGUGAAAUUGCGCACAGAGUGACCAUCGUCAUUACGGAGUCCGAGACGAUAGUGCACACCACUACACCGGCGUAUGGGCUCAACACAAGAGGUCCAGUGAAGCGGAUUCCUGUGAAAGAGCCGUUUAUUUUCUUUAUAAUAGAGAAGUCUUCUGCUACUGUACUCUUUGGCGGAUCAUAUUCCAAAAUCGAUUUAUUUUAGAGAAUUUAUCACAACGAAGCCGGGGGCAAAUACUUGUUUUGUUACCUAAAGUGUGUUGACUGUUGAACGAGCGACGCAAUCCUUUUGAUGGGCUCACCGAAUAUCUUCGUGUAUC